This is a messenger RNA of Hibiscus syriacus, 498 nucleotides long. RefSeq names its product WAS protein family homolog DDB_G0292878-like. Lineage: Eukaryota; Viridiplantae; Streptophyta; Magnoliopsida; Malvales; Malvaceae. Bases 1 to 498 code for a protein of 165 amino acids. The transcript has a single exon. The record is from RefSeq and is a predicted model, not a curated record.
AUGUUUGUUCUUCCUUCACCAAUUCCAUGGCGUUCAAGAUCCGGAAGAAAGGAAAUGAAAGAAGAUAAUUUUGGGUCAUUUAGGUCCCAAAGCAUGCGUUUGUCUCGGUCCAAUUCCAUGUCUGCUUCACCAAAGUUGCCCCAUUCGCCGCCUCAAUUUUCGCCGAAGUCGUCCCUAUCUCCUCCGCCACCACCGAUGACUCAAAAACCACCGUCAUUGAAACCUGUUUCUUCCUCGACUCGUAAUGAGGUUUCCUUUGAAAAGGUGAUGGUCGAAACUACUAGUGACGAUGAUUCGGAGAGUGAGGACGAUGGAGCUGGUGAAACUCCCAUCGUUUCAAGCGAAAGGAGCCCAAACAAGGAGGAAGCAAAUCCAAGCAGUGGAAAUGAUGGGGGUUCCGAUGUGGAUAAGAAGGCAGACGAGUUCAUAGCCAAAGUAAGAGAGCAAAUCAGGCUGCAGAGGAUCGAUUCUAUUAAGCGAUCAAGUGUCCAGUUUUAA